This is a messenger RNA of Trichoderma gamsii, 1416 nucleotides long. RefSeq names its product D-isomer specific 2-hydroxyacid dehydrogenase. The coding region runs from base 1 to 1416 and encodes 471 amino acids. The record is from RefSeq and is a predicted model, not a curated record. Gene Ontology annotation, molecular function: oxidoreductase activity, acting on the CH-OH group of donors, NAD or NADP as acceptor; NAD binding. Lineage: Eukaryota; Fungi; Ascomycota; Sordariomycetes; Hypocreales; Hypocreaceae. The transcript is spliced from 8 exons.
AUGUCUUCAGCUCGCGAUAUCAACGCUGGCGUUCCAAUCGCUCACAGGCGGGUCUCAAUCAGCACCCAAAACCUUUCGACAUCGCCCACUGCCACCUUCCAGUCGCCUCCCGCCAGCUUUGGCACCGGAUUGCAGCCUCGCAGAAGUGUUCCCAAAGUCCUAAAGCCCUUUAAUACCCAGGACAUCAAGAUUUUGUUGCUGGAAAAUGUCAACCAGACCGGACGAGACAUCCUCACCGGCCAAGGCUACCAAGUGGAAGCCCUGAAGACCUCCCUUCCAGAGGACCAGCUUAUUGAAAAGAUCCGUGACGUCCACGUUAUCGGAAUCCGAUCAAAGACCAAGCUGAGCGAAAGGGUUCUAAGCGAAGCCAAGAAUCUGAUUGUCAUUGGAUGCUUCUGUAUCGGAACCAACCAGGUUGACCUCAACUACGCUGCCCGCCGUGGGAUUGCUGUCUUCAACUCUCCCUUUGCCAACUCCCGCAGUGUUGCAGAAUUGGUCAUUGCCGAAAUCAUCACCCUCGCACGACAACUCGGCGAUCGAUCGCUUGAAAUGCACCGUGGUACCUGGAACAAAGUCAGCGCCAAAUGCUGGGAGGUUCGUGGAAAGACAUUGGGAAUUGUUGGCUAUGGCCAUAUCGGCUCUCAAUUGUCGGUCCUCGCGGAGGCUUUGGGCAUGAACGUCAUCUACUAUGAUGUGGUAACUUUGAUGGCACUGGGAACCGCCCGCCAGGUUCCUACACUGGACAACCUCCUGGAGGAGGCCGAUUUCGUGACUCUCCACGUACCAGACCUCCCCGAAACGAGAAAUAUGAUCUCAACUGCUCAGCUGAAUCGUAUGAAGGAGGGGUCAUAUUUAAUCAACGCAAGCCGUGGAACAGUUGUAGAUAUCCCUGCUUUGAUCGUGGCCAUGCGCUCAGGAAACAUUGCGGGCGCUGCUUUGGACGUUUACCCCAAUGAGCCGGCUGGCAACGGCGACUAUUUCACCAACAACCUGAACCAAUGGGGUGAAGAUCUCCGCAGCUUGAGCAACCUCAUUCUCACCCCCCAUAUCGGCGGUAGCACAGAAGAAGCACAGAGCGCAAUUGGUGUUGAAGUCGCCGACGCAUUGGUCCGCUACAUUAACCUUGGUAUCACUCUGGGCAGUGUCAACCUUCCGGAAGUUCAGCUACGAUCCCUGACUAUGGACGAGCCAGAUCACGCCCGAAUUAUCUAUAUUCACCGAAAUGUCCCUGGUGUGCUGCGUAAAGUCAACGAGAUCCUAGGUGACCAUAACGUCGACAAGCAGCUCAGUGAUAGCAGAGGAGAUCUGGCAUAUCUGAUGGCCGAUAUUAGCAACGUAAGAUAUGAGCAAAUCAAGGAUAUCGCCGAUAGCUUGGAUGGCCUAAGCUCAUGCAUUAUGACAAGAGUUCUCUACUAG